Molecule: messenger RNA, 133 nt
Organism: Entrophospora candida
Lineage: Eukaryota; Fungi; Glomeromycota; Glomeromycetes; Entrophosporales; Entrophosporaceae
Source: the annotation of a GenBank genome assembly
GCCUGGAAAAGCAACUUUUGAAGUCAUAGAAGAAGAAACAAAUCUAGAUUCAUUUGAGAUUCUUAAAGAAGCUUCUACAAGACCAGAUGCAUUCUCAUUGCCCAAGAAAAGACAUUUAGUUUUAUUCUGGUGA